CCUCAGGCCGGAAGCGUCAUGGGACUCCGGAAUCACGUGGUACACAGGCGCCAAAGUCCCAAGUUAAAGAAAUAAAGACAUGGGGUUCCUUAUCCUGCACCUUUAAAAUUGGACUUGGGAAGUUGGGCUCUGCCUUACAGAUCAUUUUUCGGUCUGUUUCAGGUCGGCGUGCCCCGCUGUUAAGGUGAUCGCCGUUUUCUCCGCAGUAACUAUAAUGGGUUUCUGCCUGGUUAGCCCACUUCCGCCCGUGUGCAAGAUGGCGCUCGAGCGUUCCUGACCUUUACCGGGUUGGGCGGUGAUUGCAGUCUGAGCGAGUAGGGGGUGGAGCGGUUAGUGAACGGCAAAUGCAGAAGCUGCUGUGCGGGAGUCAGCGAUGGACUGGAAAGAAAUUCUUCGCCGGCGGUUAGCGUCGCCCAGCACAGGAAAAAAAAGUGAACAAGAAUUAAAAGAUGAAGAAAUGGAUUUGUUUACCAAAUACUACUCAGAAUGGAAAGGGGAUAGAAAAAGCACAAAUGAAUUCUAUAAGACCAUUCCCCGGUUUUAUUACAGGCUGCCAGCUGAAGAUGAAGUCUUACUACAGAAAUUAAGAGAGGAAUCCAGAGCUGUCUUUCUGCAGAGGAAAAGCAGAGAACUGUUAGAUAAUGAAGAAUUACAGAACUUAUGGUUUUUGCUGGAUAAGCACCAGACACCGCCUAUGAUUGGAGAGGAAGCAAUGAUUAAUUAUGAAAAUUUUCUAAAGGUUGGUGACAAAGCUGGACCAAAGUGCAAGCAGUUUUUCACAGCAAAAGUCUUCGCAAAACUCCUUCAUACAGACUCUUAUGGAAGAAUUUCUAUCAUGCAGUUCUUCAAUUAUGUCAUGAGAAAAGUUUGGCUUCAUCAGACAAGAAUAGGACUCAGUUUAUAUGAUGUUGCUGGACAAGGAUACCUUCGGGAAUCUGAUUUAGAAAACUAUAUAUUGGAACUAAUUCCUACUUUGCCACAAUUAGAUGGGCUGGAAAAGUCUUUUUACUCCUUCUAUGUCUGUACAGCAGUUAGGAAAUUCUUCUUCUUUUUAGACCCUCUAAGAACAGGGAAGAUUAAAAUUCAAGAUAUUUUAGCAUGCAGCUUCCUAGAUGAUUUAUUGGAGUUAAGGGAUGAGGAACUGUCCAAGGAGAGUCAAGAAACUAAUUGGUUUUCUGCACCUUCUGCCCUAAGGGUAUAUGGCCAGUAUUUGAAUCUUGAUAAGGAUCACAAUGGUAUGCUCAGUAAAGAAGAACUCUCCCGCUAUGGAACAGCAACCAUGACCAACGUCUUCUUAGAUCGUGUUUUCCAGGAGUGUCUCACUUAUGAUGGAGAAAUGGACUAUAAAACCUACCUGGACUUUGUUCUUGCAUUAGAAAACCGAAAAGAACCGGCAGCUCUGCAGUAUAUUUUCAAAUUACUUGAUAUUGAGAACAAAGGAUAUCUGAAUGUCUUUUCACUUAAUUACUUUUUUAGGGCCAUACAGGAACUCAUGAAAAUCCAUGGACAAGAUCCUGUUUCAUUUCAAGAUGUCAAGGAUGAAAUCUUUGAUAUGGUUAAACCAAAGGAUCCUUUGAAAAUCUCUCUUCAGGAUUUAAUCAACAGUAAUCAAGGAGACACAGUCACCACCAUUCUAAUCGACCUGAAUGGCUUCUGGACUUAUGAGAACAGAGAAGCUCUUGUUGCAAAUGACAAUGAAAACUCUGCAGACCUUGACGAUACAUGAUCUCUCAAAGACGAGACUGUGUUCAUUAAGAUAAGCUUGAAUGCUGCACACAAAACCUUUCAAGCACAAUCCUUAGAAAUGGCCUAAAUAAAACACUUUAUAUGCCUAUAGAACACAACAAAUGUUCUGGUUAUUGGAAUUUUGGUUGCAGUAGUUUGGAAACAAUAGGACCAAAUACGGUUUUAGGACGUAUUAAAUUCUUGUUGCACUUAGCUCAAAUAUAGCAAGUGUGAUUUGAUAAAGGUAGGAAUCCACUUUAAAUAUGUAUAAUCUUUAGAUAUAAAGGAAGUUAUCAUGGGAUAUUUCUGACAUUAGACAUUAAGACAUUAAAUAUUUGAGGGAUAGUUUAUAUGUGGUCAUUUAACCUCAAGUCUUCUAAAAGUAUUCCCUGUAUCAGAGAUUAUAAACUUCCCAUUCAUUAGAAUAGAGCCAUUUCAUUUCUGGGUUAGUAGUGUUUGGAGAUGA
This is a messenger RNA of Enhydra lutris kenyoni (northern sea otter), 2191 nucleotides long. RefSeq names its product protein phosphatase 2 regulatory subunit B''gamma. The coding region runs from base 374 to 1726 and encodes 450 amino acids. The transcript is spliced from 13 exons. The record is from RefSeq and is a predicted model, not a curated record. Gene Ontology annotation, cellular component: centrosome; spindle. Lineage: Eukaryota; Metazoa; Chordata; Mammalia; Carnivora; Mustelidae. Gene Ontology annotation, biological process: positive regulation of B cell differentiation; T cell homeostasis; microtubule cytoskeleton organization.